This is a messenger RNA of Glycine soja, 1049 nucleotides long. RefSeq names its product G-box-binding factor 4-like. Lineage: Eukaryota; Viridiplantae; Streptophyta; Magnoliopsida; Fabales; Fabaceae. The record is from RefSeq and is a predicted model, not a curated record. The coding region runs from base 129 to 611 and encodes 160 amino acids. The transcript is spliced from 4 exons. Gene Ontology annotation, biological process: positive regulation of DNA-templated transcription. Gene Ontology annotation, cellular component: nucleus. Gene Ontology annotation, molecular function: DNA-binding transcription factor activity.
UUGGUUGUGGUGGGAUUAGGGGAAGUGAAAAGAGAAAAUGAAUUGGUGAUCAUGUGGUGGUUGUGGGAUGGCUAUAAUAAGAGCAAGCAGUGAGUGUGAGUGAAAUCGAUCAGAACUAAGAAGAAGACAUGGCAUCGUCCAAGGUAGCGACGACGACGACGACGACGACGAAUUCGGAUAUUUCGAGCCAGCAGGUAUGGGACGGCGCCACCAUGGAGAUGGAGUCUCAAGACAACAUGAACAUGAGCAUGAGCCUCCAGGAUUUGUUGACCGAAAACGACGCCGUGCCACCCUCUCAUAGUCAUGGAAGGGGAAAGAGAAAAACCCUAGUGGAGGAACCCCUCGUCGUCGAUAAGGUCACUCUUCAGAAACAGAGAAGGAUGAUAAAAAACAGAGAAUCUGCCGCUAGGUCCAGGGAACGCAAGCAGGCUUACACAGUUGAGCUAGAAUCUUUGGUUACACAUCUCGAGGAAGAGAAUGCCAUCUUGUUAAAACAAGAGGCCGAUAGGAAAAGGCAGAGGUUCAAUCAGCUCAUGGAGUGCCUUAUUCCAGUUGAGGAAAAACGUAAACCAAAACCAAUGCUUCGGAGAGUGAAUUCAUCCCAAUGGUGAUGUAAUAUGUUGCUUGUCCUAAUGGACUAGUUUUCAAGUCCUGGUGUAUAGAUACCAAACAAAUGAUGCAUGAUAGUGUUGAAAGGAUAAAUAUGAAAAAGAGAGGAAAAGAUUUUUUUUAUAUAUACAUAUAGCUUUGCUGAUUAUUUUCCAGGAUCACUUGGAGUUACAUUGCUGCAGAGAGAAAAUAGAUGCAGCCAAAUAAUUCAACUAAUUUGAUUCAAGCUGAAGCUUAUUAUUGGAAGAUCCUUGAAUUGAUGGAUAUUGCGGGGAUAGAUCUUUAUUGGGGGAAGGGAGUUGAAAUUAGAAUUUAUGUUUAAUGUUAGAUUGUCUGCUUUUUGAUAUUUCAGGGAGGGAACACUGAUAAACCUUGACCAUGUACAAACAAGUAUCGAUAAGUGGUAUAUACAUGUGUUAUCUAUACUGCUAUUUUUAUUU